AUGAGUAAACAUGAGGAUAGUAGAGACUUCGAAGACAGAUACACAGCAUGCUUCGUUGAUUUUGGAAUGAAAAUAUGCACCGGUCUCCUGAUUGGCAGUUUAUUGGGUGGAUUCUUUCUUCGCGGCUACAAGAAGUGGCCAAUGUACAUCGGUGGGGGAUUGGGCUUCGGUAUGGCUUACAGUAACUGUGAAAAUAGCUUGAACAACUACCUACUAGCUACGGAUCCGAAAAUCUGUGUUUUAAAGUAA
Molecule: messenger RNA, 249 nt
Organism: Danaus chrysippus (African queen)
Lineage: Eukaryota; Metazoa; Arthropoda; Insecta; Lepidoptera; Nymphalidae
Source: the annotation of a GenBank genome assembly